AUGAUCUCAUCAAUUUAUUUCCUCACAUUUUCUUCAUUAUUUUCCAAAAAACGAACUUUAUAUUUUAGUAUAGAAAUGGGAGGAACAGGGAGUAUAAACUGCGGAUGUUUCGCUGUUAUUAGUUCAGCUUGCAAAGGAGUCAGCUCAUAUUUGCAUCCGAAGCCUAGCUAUGAAAAGCUUUCAAUACUGGAAGAAGAUAACAUUUAUCCAGCUGGGCUUCUUUCAGAUCAAGAAAUCCAAAAACUUCUAAAUGAGAGUUUAGAUAUCUAUGGGUCCUGCAAAGAUGCUAAAACUAGUCAAGAGCUCCCUAAAAUUGAAGAAUGCACAACAAAUUUUGAUAAUUCUUAUUAA
Molecule: messenger RNA, 351 nt
Organism: Blepharisma stoltei
Lineage: Eukaryota; Ciliophora; Heterotrichea; Heterotrichida; Blepharismidae
Source: the annotation of a GenBank genome assembly